This is a messenger RNA of Electrophorus electricus (electric eel), 646 nucleotides long. It is a transcript of the gene fam163b, whose product is annotated as family with sequence similarity 163 member B. The record is from RefSeq and is a predicted model, not a curated record. Lineage: Eukaryota; Metazoa; Chordata; Actinopteri; Gymnotiformes; Gymnotidae.
UUUAGAAUCGACUCGGUGCUGCAGGGGAGCGGAGAGAUGGACUUCCGAUGUCAGUCGAGCGAUUCUUAAAGGGUGUUGAUGGAGAGGACUUCGAAUGACAGCCGGAACAGUGGUCAUCACAGGUGGAAUCAUAGCAGCAGUCAUCUUACUCACUAUUGUUACAGUGUUAUGUUACUGUAGGCUGCAGUAUUACUGUUGUAAGAGGCAGGAGUCAGAUGGUGAGGAGGAGGAGUCGGACUUCACCACUACAUUACCCAGUCCUCCCUAUAAGCCAAGCCCCUCUAGUCCUCCGUGUCCAAUGAGCAGCCGCCCUGCCUUGCGAUACUCCUCCUCCAACCAGUUCCUCAUGACCGCUGAGCCUUACGAUCCAAACGGACAGGCCGUCCACCGCCGCUGCAGCCCCGCGCCGCCUCGCCGGCGGGUCCUCUCCUACACCUUCUGUCCCUCCUGCUCUGGCUACCUGCCCUUCUACUUGCACGCCCAGGAGGAGCUGGACAACAGCGGGGGAGUGGUCAGUUACAGGAGCAUGCAGCAGCAAGAGCUGGACCUGCCUGUGGACAUGCCCAACUUUAACAAGUUCAGCCUCGUCCAGUCUGUCACCACGAGGGAGGAGCUGACGCACCACAGCGUCAGCACUGAUGUGUAG